Molecule: messenger RNA, 579 nt
Organism: Babesia ovata
Lineage: Eukaryota; Apicomplexa; Aconoidasida; Piroplasmida; Babesiidae
Product: Ribosome-binding protein 1
Exons: 1
Coding region: 1-579 (192 amino acids)
Source: RefSeq, a predicted model, not a curated record
AUGCGCAGUGCCCCUCAUAUUUCGUCCACCACCUACCGGGCCUACGCCCUGUACUCUUCCAGCUUCGCGCACGCCUACCUCAGCUGGGCGGUCUACCUGGCAGACAGACUGUGGGAGUCAUUGCUCAAGCUGCACUAUGAUCUCGAGAACCUUCAAUGUCACGACUCCAAGUCCAAGCCCCUCCACCAGUGUACCAAGGCCCUGCCGCUGCUCUACCAGCACGGCAUCACGCCGCCAGACGGGACAGUGCAGUCCUCACUCACGUGUUCGGCUGCCGUCACCAAGCUGGGAGAUGUGGUCGCCGGAAAGCCUAUCGCAAGCCUCAUGACCGCCAUGGACGAGUUCCUAUACCGCAUCCGUGCGCCCUUCCUCUACACCAUCACAGCACUCUGGCUCAUCGCCACGCUCUACAUCCUCCACUCACUCCUCUACCGCAUGGACGUCCUGCGCAUCCGCUCCCACCUCCUCACCACCAGGGCCUCACACCUCAUCGACGUCAAGGCGCUGCUCGCCGGCAGCCGCAGGAUGCUCUCACUCUACAAAGACGUCGACUACUUCGACGAUGACCUUCACUCAUGA